Messenger RNA from Entelurus aequoreus (snake pipefish), 1421 nucleotides. RefSeq names its product noelin-2-like. The transcript has 2 exons. The record is from RefSeq and is a predicted model, not a curated record. NCBI's taxonomy places the organism in Eukaryota, Metazoa, Chordata, Actinopteri, Syngnathiformes, Syngnathidae. Bases 948 to 1421 code for a protein of 157 amino acids.
GUCGUUAAAAAUCCAUCCAUCCAUCCACUUUCUACCCUUUGUCCCUUUUGGAGUCAUGCAAUAAAAUUAUAACAAUAAAAUCAUACUAUAGCAUGUAAUCAAAUUAAGAAAAGUCAUAAAAUGCCCUUAAUAUACAAUACAACCACCCCUCCUUUACAUCAUAACUCAUAGACAAUACAUGCUCUUGUCGUUAAAAAUCCAUCCAUCCAUCCACUUUCUACCGUUUGUCCCUUUUGGAGUCAUGCAAUAAAAUUAUAACAAUAAAAUCAUACUAUAGCAUGUAAUCAAAUUAAGAAAAGUCAUAAAAUGCCCUUAAUAUACAAUACAACCAGCUCUCCUUUACAUCAUAACUCAUAGACAAUACAUGCUUUUGUUCAUGUCUGUCAUCAUUUGUAAAAAACAACACCAAGUGAGAUGACACAGGGCCGGGUGCCACCUGCGUUACGACCACCUGGUGAUCUCCCCCCACACGCCCGCCAUGCCAAUGACAACCUUUUUACUACAAGUGGCCUGCCAUGACACAGCCCAGAUUGCGCAAUGAGUCUUUCACUUUGAUGUCCACGCACGCACACACACACACACAGGUUGUGAGUCAUAAAAAAAAAAGGGGAAAAAAAAGCAAGAGAGAAAUGUCAGACGGGAAUUGGGUAGGGAGUGGAAUGCGAGGCGUUUGGGAGGGGAAGAGCAGCCAAUGUGCUGCUCUGAAUCUUGAGGAGGAGAGCGGCUGGUAAAGUGAGCGAGGGGGAGCGAGCGAGGGCUGAAGAUGUCAUUCCGAGCAGGCAGGAUUCCUGAAGUCAUGCUUCCGGAUCCUCCGCCGGGUCUCAGUCAGGAGCGAGGGCGCCGCAGCCACAUCAGCCGCACCUAGCCGGGGGUUCCAGGGCACAGGGGGCGGCGGGCCAUCGGUAGAAGAGGGUGCCCCCUCCCCCCCCCUCCGGGAGGCAAGAAUCAUGAGCGUUCCCAUGUUAAAGAUCGGGGCGGUGCUCAGCACCAUGGCGAUGGUCACCAACUGGAUGUCUCAGACUCUUCCGUCUCUGGUGGGACUCAACGGGACCGCCAUCGCCUCCAGAGGGGGCACGUCGGAGAGGAUCGUUAGCGCGCUGUACCCCAGCCCGGAGGAAGGCUGGCAGAUCUACAGCUCGGCGCAGGGCACAGAUGGGAAGUGCAUCUGCACGGUGGUGGCGCCGGCGCAGAGCGUGUGCAACCGCGACCCACGCAGCCGGCAGCUCCGCCAGCUCAUGGAGAAGGUGACAGCUGUCCGUAACACAACUCGCUCACAGACACAACUGUCCACGCGGGCGGGCGGCGCCAGGCUGUCGGACACGCGACAAAAAGUGUCGGCGAUUAUUUUGGGGGGGAAAGUUUCCCGCUCAACUGUGGCUGUUGUAUGUAGUGGGUUGUACGGUAUACCGCUACUAGUGUAG